This is a messenger RNA of Echinops telfairi (small Madagascar hedgehog), 2118 nucleotides long. It is a transcript of the gene LSMEM2, whose product is annotated as leucine rich single-pass membrane protein 2. NCBI's taxonomy places the organism in Eukaryota, Metazoa, Chordata, Mammalia, Afrosoricida, Tenrecidae. The transcript has 5 exons. The record is from RefSeq and is a predicted model, not a curated record. Bases 784 to 1464 code for a protein of 226 amino acids.
AUCCAAGCCUAAAUUGGGCAGCUUCCAUGACCAGUGUCUGUAGGGCCUUUGGGGGUACAGAUAUACACAAUACUCUGAAUAAUUUCAAGGCGAAAGGUUUUGGGCCAAAAAAAAAAAAGAGGAAAACAAAAUUGGGUGAUGAGAUGAACAGGCCUCACUGAAGAGGUGGUUUCUGAGCUAGUGGACCACAGGGCUAGCUGGGGGACAGAGCAAAGAGGAAGCAGGGGCAGUGCAAAGGCCCUGAGGGGGGAACAAGCCUGCCACUGCUGAGGAACUUCAAGGAGUGACUGACCGGUUGGGGGGCUUUUAGUAGGUAGAGCUCAUGGCCUUGCUUUCCCCCAGGUGGGGUCAUGGGGCCACUGUCAGGCCCCUGCAUUCUUCAGUCCCUGUGGGGCCCACCUGUGCAUGCAGAGAGCAGUUAAGUAAUUGCCCAGCUGAGCCCUGUGUAUCUGUUCUCACCCAACACCGCCAGGGGAGAAAUACCCACUGUUGUUGCCAAUCUCUGGCAGGCUGUCAGAGAAAGCCCAUCUUUUACCCAAGAUUGCAAAAUGGGUAGCGGCUCUGCUAACCACACAGCGUGGGCUACUCUUGGGGGAGGGCACUCUGAAGCACUCAGCUCUGGCUACCUGCUCCCCCAGGACCCCAGCACAGCUGCUGGGAGAAGGGGGAUUACAGGGCUGGCAUGUACGGGGCGUUCUUCCCCUGCAUUGUGGGGUAUUGUUGUGGGCCAGCGAGGAGACCCUGCGCCCUGCGCACAUACACAGCUCUUGAGCACCUGCCUUGAUGGAGGCAUGCCCUUGGGUAGACAGCCCAGGCAGGCCGUGUGGGUCACUCUACCCCAGGGCUGAGCUGCCCGACCUAAACAUAGCCCCUCCGGCUGAGCUCAGACCUAUUUUAAGCUUAGAAAGGGCGGUGGCUAGACCUCCCCCUGGCUCUCACAGGAUUCACUGCUGCCAGUGUCCCUUCUCUACCCGGCCCAUCACUGGUUCUGACUGCCCACCAUCCAGCAUGCCUGAGGAGGUCCAGGAAGAUGCCGUGGCCGCUUCGCUGAGCCCCCGGAGCAGGGUGGGCCUGGCCCCCAACCACAUGCAGCAGGUCCGCCUACACCGCGUGGAGUCCAUCAGUGACCUGCACAGUGGAGGCCCCCUGCGCCCACAUCUUGUCGAGGAGGUACGGCCCUGGGAGGACUUCCUGGUGGUGCUGCCGCCGUCCCUGUGUGCCCAGGCCGGCUGCGGCCUGGUGCCUGGCCGCUGUGGGGCCUUCCUGCUGCUGCUGGCGGUGCUGGUGCUCACGUGCCUGGCCUUGGCCAUCCUGGCUGUCUACCUGAGUGUCCUGCAGAGUGAAUCCCUGCGGGUCUUGGCGCACACAUUGAGGACCCAAGAGGAGACACUACUCAAACUCCGGCUUGCCAGUCUCAGCCAGCUUCGGAGGCUCAACCUGAGUGAGGCCCAGGCACCCAGCUGAGGGCAGGUCUAGCCAAGCCUUCUGGUGCCAUGGAUCCUGGCUUGGGUGGCCCAAGGUCGGAGGAAGGGGCACCAGCCUCCUGGCUCUUCCUGUCUCCUGUCAGCACCCUCUGCCACCCCCAGGCAGCAGGUUCAAGAAGGCCAGGAAUAGCUGCCUGCUACCCACAUUCCAGCCACCGACUCUGCCAGGCCUCCCAGGGGGUCCAGAGGCUUCUUGGGGCAAGGCUGCCUUGGAGGGCAGAGGUGACAGGGAGAACUGGCCGGGGCAGCGGAGCAGGAGGGACAGACAGACAGAGAAGCUAGGUCCACAGAUGACAGUGUCCUGUUGCACUGGGAUAACCCUUAAAGACCAGCAACCGCAACCCCCCCCCCCCCGCUGUGGGGCUUGUCCAGAGACACCCCCCACCCCAGUGGGUUUCGGCCGAGAAGGGGAGGGGACAGUUUCUCACACCCUAACGCCCGCCCUCCAACCCUGGGGCAGGCACACAUCUGGCGGGCCUAAGCUGAGCCUCCUGGAGGGGACAGGGCUGAGGGCAGAGACAACUGGCCAGGGUCCCAUGUAGCCUGGCUGCCAGUCCUCCCUCCUCCCUGGUCUGCGCGUCUGUUUUGGCUUUGUCAUUAAAAAAAAUAAAGCGGCAGUUACUGGUGGGGGCCA